AUCUGAGACUUCGGGGAUUGCCUGGUGUCACUAAGCAUCUGCUGGUGCUGGAGGUGGCUGUCUGCCUUCUUGCCGUGUCUAACGAAGUAGAAACGAGCACAACUAAUGGUCAGCCUGACCAACAGGCUGCACCAAAAGCACCAUCAAAGAAGGAAAAAAAAGGCUCUGAAAAGACAGAUGAGCAUCCUUUGGCCAGAUUCAAAGGUGAUGGUGUAAAAUACAAGGCCAAGCUGAUUGGCAUUGAUGAUGUGCCCGAUGCAAGAGGGGAUAAAAUGAGCCAAGAUUCUAUGAUGAAACUAAAGGGAAUGGCGGCAGCUGGUUGGUCUCAAGGACAACACAAACAAAGGAUCUGGGUCAACAUUUCCCUUUCUGGGAUAAAAAUAAUUGAUGAGAACAACUGGGGUAAUAGAGCAUGAACACCCAGUAAAUAAAAUUUCUUUCGUUGCCCGUGAUGUGAUAGACAACCAGGCGUUUGGUUAUGUGUGUGGAGGAGAAGGCCAGCAUCAGUUUUUUUGUCAUAAAAACAGGACAACAGGCUGAGCCAUUAGUUGUUGAUCUUAAAGACCUCUUUCAAGUUAUCUACAAUGUAAAGAAAAAGGAAGAAGAAAAGAAAAAGAUGGAAGAAGCCAACAAGGCACUAGAGAACAGGAGUGAGACCCUACUGACCCUUGAUGACCAAGCUAACAAACUAAAAUUGGGUGUUGACCAGAUGGAUUUGUCUGGGGACAUGUCUACACCUCCUGACCUAAAUAGUCCAGCAGAAAACAAAGAUAUCCUGUUAGUGGAUCUAAACUCUGAAAUCGACACCAAGCAGAAUUCUUUAAGAGAAAAUCCAUUCUUAACAAAUGGCAUUACCUCCUGCUCUCUUCCUCGACCAAAGCCUCAGGCACCUUUCUUGCCUGAAAAUGCCUUUUCUGCCAAUCUCAACUUCUUCCCCACCCCUAAUCCUGAUCCUUUCCAUGACGAUCCUUUUGCACAGCCAGACCAAUCGACACCCUCUUCGUUUGAUUCUCUCAAAUCUUCAGAUCAGAAGAAAGAGAAUUUGAGUAGUUUGUCUACUCCACUGAGUAACAGGCCUCUGAAUGGGGAUGUUAACUACUUUGGUCAGCAGUUUGACCAAAUCUCUAACCUGACUGGCAAACAGGAAGCUCAGGCAGGCCUGUGGCCCUUUUCAAGUACACAAACACAGCCAGCAGUGAGAACUCAAAAUGGGGUAUCUGAAAGAGAACAGAACGGCUUCCAUGUCAAAUCCUCCCCGAAGCCUUUUGUGGGAAGCCCUCCCAAAGGACUGUCCAUACCGAAUGGCGUAAAGCAGGACUUGGAAAGCUCUGUCCAGUCCUCACCACAUGACCCUAUAGCCAUUAUCCCACUUCCACAAAGUACCAAACCAGGACGAGGCAGAAGGACUGCUAAGUCUCCAGCAAAAGACUUGCUUGCAUCAGACAUCUUUACCCCUCCCAUCUCAGAACUUCCCAGCCAGACAUCACCUACAGGACAAUCUGCAACCCUACAGACCAACCCUCUGGAUCUCUUUAAAACAAAUGCUUCUACCCCAGUGGGACCCCUUGCGGGUUUAGGUGGUAUACCAGUUAGCAUCCCCCCUCCCCCCCCCCCCCGGCCCCAGGCAGGACCAUGGAAUCCAACAUCUUUAGUCUUCAAUCAGUCCAUGUCAGUGGUACCGGGAGCCACGAUGAGUGCCCGAGCCCGCGCCGCCCGCCGAGCCCCGGAGCCCGAGCGGAGCGGCGGAGCCGAGACGGCGGCGGCGCCCGUGGGAUGCGGGGAUCGCGCCCCCGGGGCCGCUGAGCCUGCGCCCAGUGCCCCGAGCCCCGCGCCGAGCCGAGUCCGCGCCGAGCCUCAGCCGCCCAUCCCGGGGCCCGGGCCGGGGGACCAGCAGAGCCCCAGCCUCAUCGACCUGGGCCCAGAGCAGGAAAGUGGUCCAAAGAGCUCCUCAGAGCCAGAGUGCCUGCCCUCUGCUGCCCAGCCCUGCUGCCUGCUUCGGGGCCCAUCCCCGGGAAGAAUCCAGGCCCUUCAGCCCAUUCUCCCAUCCUCCGACUAA
Molecule: messenger RNA, 2056 nt
Organism: Leopardus geoffroyi (Geoffroy's cat)
Lineage: Eukaryota; Metazoa; Chordata; Mammalia; Carnivora; Felidae
Product: disabled homolog 2-like
Exons: 3
Coding region: 479-2056 (525 amino acids)
Biological process (GO): positive regulation of endocytosis; negative regulation of canonical Wnt signaling pathway; receptor-mediated endocytosis
Cellular component (GO): plasma membrane
Source: RefSeq, a predicted model, not a curated record